This is a messenger RNA of Coturnix japonica (Japanese quail), 3894 nucleotides long. RefSeq names its product spliceosome associated SLU7 (gene SLU7). Gene Ontology annotation, cellular component: spliceosomal complex. Gene Ontology annotation, molecular function: pre-mRNA 3'-splice site binding. Gene Ontology annotation, biological process: mRNA splicing, via spliceosome. The record is from RefSeq and is a predicted model, not a curated record. NCBI's taxonomy places the organism in Eukaryota, Metazoa, Chordata, Aves, Galliformes, Phasianidae.
GCUUUCGAUUAACGCUCAGCCGCCCCAUUGGUGACUACCGAGUUCCGGCUCCUCGUUGCCCUGGCAGUCAAGGGGCGGGGUCUCGGUGCGGCCUAGUUGGUAAACAGGGAGUGGAGUGUUUUAGGAGGAAGUAAAAUGGCGUCUGGGACGGCGGUAAACGCGGCUCCUUCGGGAGGGCCGGGAGAUGUGAGUAUGGAGGAGCCGAAGAAGAUGACGAGGGAGGAUUGGAGGAAAAAGAAGGAGCUGGAGGAGCAGAGGAAGCUGGGGAACGCGCCUGCUGAGGUGGAUGAGGAAGGAAAAGAUAUCAACCCUCACAUUCCUCAGUACAUAUCUUCGGUCCCGUGGUACAUAGAUCCUUCCAAAAGACCUACGCUAAAGCAUCAGAGGCCUCAGCCAGAGAAGCAGAAGCAGUACAGCUCCUCAGGAGACUGGUACAAACGGGGAGUGAAAGAGCACUCUAUAGCUACCCGAUACCGGAAAGGAGCUUGUGAGAACUGUGGUGCACUGACACACAAAAAGAAGGACUGUAUGGAGAGACCCAGGAAAGUUGGAGCUAAAUACACAGGCAUGAAUAUUGCACCAGAUGAACACGUGCAGCCUCAGCUAAUGUUUGAUUACGAUGGAAAGCGAGAUCGUUGGAAUGGUUAUAACCCAGAAGAGCACAUGAAGAUUGUAGAAGAGUAUGCCAAGGUUGACUUGGCCAAGCGUACACUGAAAGCUCAGAAGCUUCAGGAAGAGUUAGCAUCAGGAAAGCUAGAACAAGUGAACUCCCCAAGACACCAGUGGGGAGAAGAGGAACCAAAUUCGCAGACAGAAAGAGAUCAUAACAGUGAAGACGAAGAUGAAGAUAAAUAUGCAGAUGACAUUGAUAUGCCCGGGCAGAACUUUGACUCUAAAAGACGUAUCACAGUUCGGAAUUUACGUAUUCGGGAAGAUAUUGCAAAAUACCUGAGGAAUCUAGAUCCAAACUCUGCUUAUUAUGACCCCAAAACAAGAGCAAUGAGGGAGAAUCCAUAUGCCAAUACAGGCAAGAAUCCAGAUGAGGUUGGUUAUGCAGGUGACAACUUUGUUCGUUACACUGGAGAUACCAUUUCAAUGGCACAGACACAGUUGUUUGCUUGGGAGGCUUAUGACAAAGGCUCUGAAGUUCAUCUUCAAGCAGACCCUACAAAAUUAGAGCUGCUUUAUAAAUCCUUCAAGGUGAAAAAAGAAGACUUCAAGGCACAGCAGAAAGAAAGCAUCCUAGAGAAGUAUGGAGGACAAGAACAUCUAGAUGCCCCACCAGCAGAAUUGCUUUUAGCUCAAACAGAAGAUUAUGUAGAGUAUUCUAGACAUGGAACAGUGAUCAAAGGGCAAGAGAAAGCCAUUGCUUGCUCUAAAUACGAGGAAGAUGUGAAGAUUAACAACCAUACAUGCAUUUGGGGCUCAUACUGGAAAGAAGGCAAGUGGGGUUACAAAUGCUGCCACUCAUUUGUCAAGUUCUCAUACUGUACAGGGGAAGCUGGGAAAGAAAUUGCUAAUGCUGAAGCAAACUUACUAGAGGAGCAACCCAGGGAGGAGGAGCACAUGACAAAACCCAAAACACUGAUGGAGAUCCACCAGGAGAAACAGAAGGAGAAGAAAAAGAAGAAACACAAGAAGAGCUCAAAUUCAGACAGUGAGGGUGAAGAGAAGAAGAAGCAAGAAAAACUUAAAAAGGCAUUGAAUGCAGAAGAGGCUCGUCUCCUGCAAGUUAAAGAAAUUAUGCAGUUAGAUGAGAGGAAGAGACCAUACAACAGCGUAUACGAGACCAGAGAGCCAACUGAAGAGGAAAUGGAAGCCUAUAGAAUGAAACGUCAGAGACCUGAUGAUCCCAUGGCCUCUUUUCUUGGACAGUAGUGCUGAAGGUCAUUCCAAUACCCAAUAGUUUUCUUUUGUUCCAUGCUUGUUUACAAGUCUGUAGACAAUUCCAUUCUAUGCAGCUAAGCAAUGCCAGAAAUGGCAGAGAUCUGGGCACCACAGGGAGAGGCUGGUGAGAAAUUGUUUCAGUGGACUUGAGCAGUCUAGUACUUAAAACAAUGAUAUAUUGGUAUGUAUAUAUACAGUCACAAAUAUAAUGUACAGAACUGUAUAAAUGCAUUUAAAAAAAUGCAUUCUAAAUUCUCGAAUCAAAAAGAUCAGAUACUGGCUGUAAUUCCAGAAUUCAUUUGGCCAUAUAUGAAGACUUAAUUCAGUAAAACCAACUACAGUGAAGAAGUGAUCAACAGGUGUCGCUGUUAAUGUAUAGCAGUAAUUGUUGGAUGUAAGUUUGUACAGCUAUUGAAGCCUAACUUUUAUUUGUAAAAGGGCUGGUCCAUCACAUAGCUUUAAAAGGAGAAAUGGCUUUUGAUCAGUUUUUACUGAGCAUUUUGGAGUGUGAAAAUUGUUUUGUACAGCUUUGAUUAAAUUAAUGUAAAUGUCUUAAAAACUAUGUAGGUGUUGUAAUUAAAAGUUCAGGAGAAGCUGGCUACAGAGCUUUAAAAUCCCCAUUAUGUUUCUGCAGGUGUUAGUGCGCAUUUCAGCUGCAGAGCUCUAAGUUGUUUGGUUUUGUUUCAUAACAGUGUACAUCUUAUCCUUACAACCUCCGAGUCCUGAUACAUUGUGUUGAAGUGAUGGUUAGAUAUCAGUACCUUCUGGCGUGCAGCAUCUGCGUUGUGUUUGGGAAUGUUUGUCCUUAAACUGUGGAUUCCCCUGUAAUUACUAAAAGCUGAAGAAAUGGAUGAAAAGCUUCAUGCUGCAGCUUCAUACUUGGGUGGGUUGAGAGUCAGCACAGAGAUUGUUUCUAUGUUUUCACAAAGAACACAGAUUUAGGAAGUCAGAGGGGUUGGGGUGUAAUUUCCCUUCUGCUUUAGCAGUGACUCACUCUCUAGGCUUUCAUAUCAGCUCAUCCUCACCUUUCUAGUUUGUGAAUGAUUUCAAAGGGAAAAUAACACUUUUCUGUAAGUAACAAUAUACACCAUGUGCAGAUUUUAAUGUCCUGCGUAUGAUUUCUCAGCCGCCUUCUGUGGUCUGAGCGUUUUAAUUAGUGUUUAGUGCUGAACUCUGUAGUGCAUAUUUUUAUGUGCACUACAAAAAGGGCAAGAGUUAAAGGCACCUGUGUUUUAAAGCCCGUGUGUUGUCGGAAUUAAACGGCUGAAGUUGUGACAUCCACCAGUGUGGUUAAAUCAUGCUUCUCUUUAAUACCUGAAAGCCGUACUUCUAUAGCAAACAGACGAGGGUGUUCAAAAAUCACACAUGCUUAUUGGUGGAAAGCUUCUACACUAACAACCCUAAGCACCCCCCUCCAAAGCCACGAGCUGUUCUUUCUUCUCCGAUAGGUGUCCUUGGUUCUCACGCUGUUUAUCCGCAGCUGCUGCUCUGUAAGGUCCUUAUCUCACUCCACAGCUGCUGCUCUGUAAGAUCCUUGUAUUCCCACUGCCAUAUAAGAUGCUCAGUGCUCUAGGAAGACAGGUUUCUUAUAAAAUCAUACCAAAUUCCACAAAUAUGCCCAUGCCAUUGGAUUUUCUGUCCAAUACCUGAAGCCAUGAGUAUUUCCCUGGCAGGCCUUCAGACUUGUGCAUGACACAGAGUAUCUCUCUUCUAGGUCAGUCUCUGCAGUUAGAAGGGAAAAGUUGAAGAAGCGUUGUUCUAUUUCUAUGACAGAGGUUUAAAUGUUACAGAACAUCACGCAUCUGAUGGGGAGGGUUAAUUUUCCUCCAUCUGCUUCCCCUUGCAUUUGGCCUGCAGUGUGACUGCGUGUCCAAAGAUCAUCUCCUCUUGAACAAGCGGGGUUGGGUUUGUUGUUUUUUUUUUUUUGUUUGUUUCUAAAAUGAGCUGGAAACAAAUUUAUAGGCAGGUUUGGAUGAAAAUAAAAUAAACAUACAGUGGAAAGCAGCA